Indicator indicator is the source of this 1143-nucleotide messenger RNA. It is a transcript of the gene PRKAG3, whose product is annotated as protein kinase AMP-activated non-catalytic subunit gamma 3. Bases 1 to 1143 code for a protein of 380 amino acids. The transcript is spliced from 12 exons. The record is from RefSeq and is a predicted model, not a curated record. NCBI's taxonomy places the organism in Eukaryota, Metazoa, Chordata, Aves, Piciformes, Indicatoridae.
AUGGAGCGACUCUCCGGCCCCGCUGCGUCCCAGGUGACGCUGCUGGAUGCUGCUGCCCACCCUAAGGAGGAAGGUGUGCCUGCAGGGUUCCCAGAGGCCCUGUGCCACAGGGAAGAGGAGGAAGAGGAUGAACGGAGCCCAAGACCUGUCACCUUCAUGCUGGGCAACGAGGUAGUGGGGCUAGGCCCAGAGAGUGACUUCCAGAACCCUGAUGCUGAAGUCUACAUGCACUUCAUGAGAAGCCACUGUUGCUACGAUGCCAUCCCCACCAGCUGCAAGCUUGUUGUCUUUGACAUCUCCCUGGAGAUCAAGAAAGCCUUUGUGGCACUGGUGGCCAAUGGGGUGCGUGCUGCCCCACUCUGGGACAGCAAGACGCAGAGCUUUGUGGGGAUGCUCACCAUCACCGACUUCAUCAACAUCCUCCACCGCUACUACCGUUCACCCCUGGUUCAGAUCUAUGAGGUGGAGGAGCACAAGAUUGAGACCUGGAGAGAGGUGUACCUGCAGGGAUCCUUCAAGCGGCUGGUGUACAUCUCCCCGAGUAAUAGCCUCUUUGAUGCAGUCUACUCCCUGAUCAAACACAAGAUCCACCGCCUGCCUGUCAUCGAGCCUGUCUCGGGCAAUGUCCUGCACAUCCUGACGCAUAAGCGCAUCCUCAAGUUCCUCCACAUCUUCGGCUCCACCAUCCCCAAGCCACGCUUCCUGAAGAAGACAGUGCAGGAGCUAUGUGUCGGCACCUUCCGUGAUAUAGCAGUUGUGCCCGAGACUGCCCCUGUCUACACCGCACUGGAGAUCUUUGUGGAUCGCCGUGUUUCAGCCCUGCCAGUCAUCAAUGAUGCUGGGCAAGUGGUUGGCCUCUAUUCCCGGUUCGAUGUCAUUCAUCUGGCAGCCCAGAAGACCUACAACAACCUGGACAUUAGUGUGCGGGAAGCACUGCGGCAGCGCACUAUCUGCCUGGAGGGGGUCCUCACCUGCUACUCCCACGAAACCAUGGAGGACAUCAUUGAUCGUAUUGCCAAGGCACAGGUCCAUCGCUUGGUUCUGGUGGACGAGAAUCAGUACCCACGGGGCAUCGUCUCCCUUUCUGAUAUCCUCCAGGCCCUUGUGCUCACUCCUGCAGGUAUCAAUGCUCUUAACUCUUAG